Molecule: messenger RNA, 1802 nt
Organism: Manihot esculenta (cassava)
Lineage: Eukaryota; Viridiplantae; Streptophyta; Magnoliopsida; Malpighiales; Euphorbiaceae
Product: beta-glucosidase 12
Exons: 10
Coding region: 13-1335 (440 amino acids)
Biological process (GO): carbohydrate metabolic process
Molecular function (GO): beta-glucosidase activity
Source: RefSeq, a predicted model, not a curated record
AAGGGGCAGCACAUGAAGAUGGUAGAGGACCAAGUAUUUGGGAUAUCUUCACUCAAAAAUACCCUGGAAGAUGUGGCAAUAAUGAAAGGUAUAGGUUUCGAUGCUUACAGAUUUUCCAUUUCAUGGUCUAGAAUAUUACCCCGUGGUCAUCUCAAAGGAGGAGUAAAUCCAAAGGGAAUUAAUUACUACAAUAAUCUCAUCAAUGAACUCCUAGCCAAUGGAAUCCAACCUUUUGUGACCUUAUUCCACUGGGAUCUUCCUCAAACUCUUGAAGAUGAAUAUGGUGGCCUUUUAAGCUCCAAAAUUGCGGAUGAUUUUCGUGAUUAUGCAGAAUUAUGUUUUAAAAACUUUGGUGAUAGAGUGAAGCAUUGGAUCACUUUGAAUGAGCCGUUAACUGUUGCUGAUAAUGGGUAUGCAACUGGUACAAAAGCACCUGGGAGAUGUUCCAAUUGGCUCCAUUACAACUGCACUGGCGGUGAUUCGAGUACUGAGCCAUACAUAGUGGCUCACAAUCAACUUCUUGCUCAUGCAGCUGCAGUUCAAGUUUACAGGGACAAGUAUCAGAUAUCUCAAAAUGGUCAAAUUGGAAUUACUCUAAGCUCUGCCUGGAUUUUACCCUUGACUAACUCAAGUAGAGACUUCAGUGCAGCAGCUCGAGCCAUUUCCUUCCAGUAUGACUGGUUCAUGGAGCCACUGAAGUCUGGUUCAUAUCCAGCUGAUAUGGUUGCUUAUGUGGGAAAACGAUUGCCUCGAUUUUCUAAGGAAGAAUCACUGAUGGUUAAAGGAUCUUUUGAUUUCAUUGGAGUUAACUAUUACACUUCAAAGUAUGCUUUUGAUGUUCCUUGCAAAACUGAACACUUAAGCUACACCACUGACUCUUGUGCUCAGUCUACAGCCGAGCGAAACGGGAUUCCCAUUGGUCCUAAGACAGGAUCAGAUUGGCUUUAUGUGUAUCCAAGAGGAAUUCUAGAUCUUUUGCUCUACACCAAGAACAAGUUCAAUGAUCCAAUCAUUUAUAUAACUGAGAAUGGAGUUAGUGAGCUUGAUACUGACAGGAUAAUUGUUGAGGAUAACUAUAGAAUACGUUACUUCAAUGAUCAUCUUUCAUUUCUUAACAAAGCAAUUAUGAAAGGUGUGAAAGUAAAGGGAUACUUUGGAUGGUCACUUCUAGACAAUUUUGAAUGGGAAGAUGGGUAUAAAGUUCGUUUUGGAAUGGUCUAUGUAGACUACAAGAAUGGAUUGAAAAGGGAUCUCAAAAACUCAGCAAAGUGGUUCAAGAAAUUUCUUGUCUCAGAAUCACAUUCAAUUGCAGAGAAGGGAUUGGCAAUAAUUUAAUUAGAUUAAAUUAGAAGAAUGGGAAUAUAAUUUUUCAUUUAAAAAGAAUAAUCUACAUAAUAUAUAUAUAUAUAUAGUUUGAAUUCAAAUAUACUUAAUAGAAACAAGAAGUAAAAAAAUAAAUUAUGAAGUAUAAAUAUUGCUGUCUUUAAACAUGUUCUUUGAUCUUCUUUCAACUUCAUACAUAUCAAUAACAAGACAACUCAAUCUACUUCUUUAGACGAUCUUUUCACAUUAUUAUUUUUCAAAAAAAAAAAAGCUUGAAAGACCUUCUCCACUUCUCUACCCCAGAAGCUAUCAAACCCAAACUGUUUAUGACUCUCGGAGAAAUAAAAGAAUGAGAGGCACCAGGGUUCAUAAGAGCAUACACAUUAGAACACCCGAUAGUGAGUUUACUUGACAUCAUAGUGUUUGAUGUGUUGGCAUCCUACUGUGUUAUGGUGAAGAUCCAUGCUGGAGCUGAAGGA